GCUUGAGUCUAGUGGUUAAGGUUUGAUCUUAUGACUUUAAGGUCAUGAGAUCAAAUUUUACUAGGGAUGCUUUGGGGUUGAGGUUUCCGUAAUCAUCUCCCCCUUCACUCCCAAAGAGGCAAAGAGCAAAGUUGAGUGGUAUAUUUGCAACUUGUAAGAGGUGUUAGUUCAGUAGAGUCUUUACGCAAGCGACUAGAAAAACAUAUGCUUUUGCGGUUUUGCCUAUAAUGGAAGGAAGGAGAGUGUUAGUAAAGAUAUUUUAAUUUCUAUUUUGCCAAUUCACUCAACCAACAUUUAGCAUGAAAGGCUUUUUUCAAUAUCUUAUUAAACCUUAGACGUAUAUGGCGAAAUUUGAAAUAUUAAGGAUUUAUGGUGAAUCUUUGAAAACCUCAAAGUUUUCAUGAAAAAAUCGAGAAGAUAAUGGGAACAAUCACCUAGAAAAAAAAGAUAACAAUCAUGAUAAAAUAGAAAGAACUUUUUGUAAUUAAGGGUGUAUAACGUAACUUUUGAGAUUAUAAAGAUUUUAUGUUAGAAGAAGAUAGUUUUUUAAUUGAAUUAUUUUCCAAAACAAUUCAAAAAGAUUUAUGUGCGGAAUUUUUUAAUGGGAGUUCAAUAUGUGUUCUUUUGAUUUUUUGUUUUCCUAUUAAAAGAAGAUAGCUUGUUUUGUAAUAGAAUAUUAAUUGAAAAAAUAUUUUACAAAUGAUUUAUGUGGAGAAUUUUUUAAUGAAAGCGUGAUACAUAACCUGUUUGGCUUUUGUUUUAGUAUAAUACAAUAGACGAUGAAAUGUAAGACUCUAUAAAAGUGGAAGCAUCAAAACAACAUUUUUUAAUUAUAAAAGUAUAUAAUUUUUGAAACUUUCUCUUGAUAAAAUUUGUUUGAUCACAAUGUGGCAAAAAGAAAGUUAACCCCGCAUAUUACAUAACAUAACCAAGGGAAUUACUAACAUGAGAUUAACAUCAAUGAUAUUGUUAACCCUUCAAGAAAAAAAAUCAAUAUACUAUUAAGACACAUGUGUAUCAUUUAGAUCUUUUUACAGCUGGUUCAUACCAUAAAAUUUAAAACUUUAAAAUCACAAGAAUAUGCCAUAGAACAGAGGCGGUUAAGGCCACGUGCACUCGUGCAGGAUGAGCAACUGCACAGGCCUCUGAAAUAUAAGGGCAUAAUUUUAUUAGUGGUCCUCCCAAAGAAAAAAAAAAUUAAAUCUAAUUACAAAUAUAAAGAGAUUAAUUUCUGUUUAGUGUUUUUGAUUUUCUUCUCCUAUUCUCUAAAAAACCCCAUUUAUAACUCUUCCGUCUAUUCUAUUUACCAAAAAAAAAUUAAUUUUUAAAAUUAAUUUUAGCACAGAAUCCUAAUUUUAUGAGACGGUCCUGUCAUAGAAGAUCUAUUAAAAUACCGCAAAAAUAAGGGGAUAAUGCACUAGCAUGUCAACCUAAAACUAGAGCUACAUUUAGCGAUUCAGUACAUAUUUGAAGGCAUUCUUAACCAUGAACCCAGAAAUGGUUCAUAGCCUUGAAUGUCCUGCACUCAGACUACAGUCUACAAAUGCUAGUAAAACUGUAACAAUAUAUUCUCUCUCCUCAAUUUUGAACUUAAAUGACUCCCUCCAAACUCCUGAAAACCCUUCUCAAAAACCCAAAUUCAAUUUCUUCAAAAUCCCAAGCUAAACAACUUCAUGCCCAGAUCAUCAAACAUAAAGGAUUCAACCCACAUUAUCUUUCCACCCUUCUAUCUAUCUACUGCAACCUAAACCUUUUACCUCAAUCCAUCAAUCUCUUUAACACCCUUCAAUCACCCCCACUUCUUGCUUGGAAAUCUCUCAUUAGAUGUUACACUUGUCUUGGUUUUUGCUCUGAUUGUUUGUCUUUUUUUAAUCGAAUGCGUGUUUCUGGGUUAUACCCAGAUCAUAAUAUUUUUCCUUCUGUUGUAAAAUCAUGUACAUUGUUGAAAAGUUUGAAACUUGGUGAAUCUGUUCAUGCUUGUAUUAUAAGGGUUGGUCUUGAUGUUGAUGUUUAUACUUGUAAUGCACUUAUGAAUAUGUAUUCCAAUUUGGAGAGUUUGAGUGAGAAUGUUGAGGAAAAGGGUCGCACCCGCUAUGUGUUUGAUGAAAUGUCUAAAAGAAAGUUGGAUUAUAAGGGGUGUGGUGAUUUGUCUAGCAAUGAGGUUGAUGAUAUUGUGAAGUUUAAUUUGGAUGUAAUGGGUAGUAAUAGUUUAGAUGACUCUUCUCAAAAGGGCAGGGGAUUGUGUUUUCGAAAGAGUGGUGUGCAGAAAGUAUUUGAGAUGAUGCCAGCUAGAGAUAUUGUUUCAUGGAAUACUGUUAUUGCAGGUAAUGCACAAAAUGGAAUGUUUGAGGAUGCUUUAGCAAUGUUAAGGGACUUGGGAAAGGCCGGCUUAAAGCCGGAUACUUUUAGUCUUUCAAGUGUUCUUCCGAUGUUUUCAGAGCUCGUGGAUGUUGAUCGAGGGAGGGAGAUUCAUGGUUAUGCUAUUAGAAAUGGUUUUGAUGUUGACUUGUACGUUGGAAGUGGCUUGAUUGACAUGUAUUCUAAGUGCAAUCAAAUAGAGGAUGCGUACAAGGUGUUUAUUCUUUUACCUCUUCGCGAUAGCAUCUCUUGGAACUCUGUUAUUGCUGGUUGUGUGCAGAAUGGUAUUUUUAAUGAAGCCCUUAAAUUGUUUAGGAAGAUGAUAAUGGCAAAAGUUAAUCCUGGGAGUGUUUCAUUUUCGAGCAUCAUUCCUGCUUGUGCUCAUCUAACCACAUUACGCUUAGGUAAGCAGUUGCAUGGGUACAUAAUGAGGUGCAGGUUUGAGGAAAAUGUACUUGUUGCUAGUUCACUAGUUGACAUGUAUGCGAAAUGUGGGUUCAUCAAGAUUGCUCGGCGUAUAUUUGAUAAGAUGAAGCUACAUGAUACGGUGUCAUGGACAGCCAUGAUAAUGGGCUAUGCUUUACAUGGGCAUGCUCAUGAUGCCAUUUCCUUAUUUAAACAAAUGGAAAUGGAGGGAGUAAAACCUAACUCUGUCGCUUUUGUAGCUGUUUUAACUGCGUGUAGUCAUGCUGGGUUGAUAGAUGAAGCCUGGCAUUACUUUAACAGCAUGAGCCAUGAUUAUAGACUAUCUCCACAGCUAGAGCACUAUGCUGCUAUUGCAGACCUUCUUGGCCGAGCAGGAAGGUUGAAUGAAGCUUAUGAGUUUAUCCUCAAGGUUCCUUCCCCAAAUGGCAGUGUCUGGUCCACAUUGCUUGCUGCUUGUCGAAAGCAUAAAAACAUCGAAAUGGCCGAAAAAGUUUCAAGUGAAUUAUUUAGAGUAGAUCCCAAUAACAUAGGUGCUUAUGUUCUCCUGUCCAACACAUAUUCAGCUGCUAAGCGAUGGAAAGAUGCUGCAAUGGUGAGGAAAACUAUGAAGAAUCAAGACAUAUUGAAAAAAGCAGCUUGUAGUUGGAUUGAAGUGAGGAACAAAUUACAUGCUUUUGUAGCAGGAGAUAAAUCUCAUCCAUGUUAUGAACGAAUAAAGAAGGCUCUUGAAGAAUUACUGGAGAAAAUGGAGAAAGAAGGAUAUGUUCCUGAUACAAGUGAAGUGCUCCAUGAUGUUGAUGAGGAGUACAAGAAGAGUCUACUUUAUAAUCACAGUGAGAGACUAGCUAUAGCAUAUGGCAUCUUAAGUACACCAGAAGGAACGACGAUUUGCAUAACCAAGAAUAUACGGGUAUGUAAUGACUGCCAUACGGCUAUAAAGUUCAUGUCAAAUAUUGUUCACAGAGAAAUAAUUGUUAGGGAUAAUAGCCGGUUUCACCAUUUUAAAGAUGGUAAUUGUUCAUGUCAAGACUAUUGGUAGCAUGAAUCAACUAAUGAUACUGCAGGAAUAUAAAAGCGGAAUAUGUUAUAUCGGAUAUUUUGAGAAGUGUACAUCGUUUUUAGUGGCAGGGUCCGGUGAAAGAAUAGGAAAUGUAAUUUCACUAUAUCUUUUCCUAGGAACAUGACCUAUAACAAGAAUAUGUUUUUUAUUGGCACGGUAGCUUUGAAGUGUGUUUUUUGGCGAGUAGGGCUAGGUGAGAAAUGGUUUUCGAGGCGAACAAGUGAGAGGGGACAAAUUGGCAAGUCUGCCUGGUAUGUUACAAUUUGGAAGAAUGUGAAGAAGUUUCUGGUGAAUCAAUUGAACUCCAUGAAAACAAACUCCAAUGAUUUCUCUUGCAUGAGAGAGAGAAGAAAAAUGUGUUACAACAGAAAUCAUUCUUAAAAACUGAGAACUAAUAAAACUGACAAGCUGGAAUUCUGUUAUAACUGUCUCCUAACAAGAGAAGGAGAAAUCUGGUGUGAUAGAGCUGUUCGUUAUGGGUAUUUUGUCUUGUUCACUGGUGUAUUUGCUCUGCAAUGAACAUUAGACUAUUUUGGCUUGCAAGUUGACAGUAAGUUGCUGUCAAUUAAUUGAAGAAUUACCCUUCUUGUCAGUGGAAGGUUUAAACCAGGAGAGAUUGGACUCUUCGUUUUACUUCAAGUAACUGUGUCGGAUCCUCUAGAUGGACUGUGGACACUUUGACAAUCCAUUUCGAGCCAAAAUCAUGGGAAGUUUCAUAAAAUUACACGACUUGGAAACCUAAUGUGUCCGACAAAAGUACCAGAUUCCGAGUAACAUAGUUUAAUCACACCCAAAGAUCAAAUUUAUACCAUUUCUUGUAUAGUACACAUUAUAUCGAUCUCAUCUCCUUGAGCAUGAAUUGAGUCUGUAAAUUGUAUGUACGACAGACCUAGAAAGGAAAGAAAAGAAAUUGAAAUGACAAGAGAGUUGAUGAAUACUUAUAUUGCUUUGUA
Beta vulgaris subsp. vulgaris (sugar beet) is the source of this 4797-nucleotide messenger RNA. Its product is annotated as putative pentatricopeptide repeat-containing protein At3g23330. The record is from RefSeq and is a predicted model, not a curated record. The coding region runs from base 1595 to 3823 and encodes 742 amino acids. The transcript has a single exon. Lineage: Eukaryota; Viridiplantae; Streptophyta; Magnoliopsida; Caryophyllales; Amaranthaceae. Gene Ontology annotation, biological process: RNA modification. Gene Ontology annotation, molecular function: protein binding; zinc ion binding; RNA binding.